This is a messenger RNA of Emericellopsis cladophorae, 987 nucleotides long. RefSeq lists its product as uncharacterized. The transcript has a single exon. The record is from RefSeq and is a predicted model, not a curated record. NCBI's taxonomy places the organism in Eukaryota, Fungi, Ascomycota, Sordariomycetes, Hypocreales, Bionectriaceae. Gene Ontology annotation, cellular component: kinetochore. Bases 1 to 987 code for a protein of 328 amino acids. Gene Ontology annotation, molecular function: nucleic acid binding.
AUGAGCGCAAGCUACGGUAACGGCGCAAAUGCGCCUGAAGAAGAAGAGGAUGACGACUACAUGAACAUGACCUUUGACGAUCCAACACCCAAGCAAGAGACCUCUCUCCAGCGCACGCAACGUCUCAAGGCCGAAUCGCGCGCGCGGGGUGUCAUCAAAUCCAAGGCUGAACGCGCUGAGGAGGAGGCGGCUGCGCGGGAAAAGGCCCUGUCGACGUCACUGCUGGAAGACCCCAAGGCCAAGAAGAGCAAAGGUCUCGCGAUGAUGGCCAAGAUGGGCUUUGCAGGGGGUGGUCUGGGGCGGAAAGGCGAGGAUGGCACUACGAUAGGCAGAGCCGAGCCUAUCAAGGUGGACGUCAAGGAGGACCGGGGCGGCAUUGGUAUGGACAAUGAGAGGAAGAGGAAGCUGCAAGAGGCUGUGGCAGAGCGGGAUAUCAAGACUGUCAAGAUGGAUCCGGAUGAGUAUCGAGACCGAGUCCGGAAAGAAAGGGAAGACGCAAGGCUGGAGAAGCAGCUGCACGCAGCGCAGCGCAUGACAGAGCUUUUGGACGAGGAGAAGAGCGCAGCGCCAAACGACGAGGACGACACAAAACCAAAAGUCACGCCCAUGUCGGCGCGACCACUCAAGUCAAUCUCAGUGUUGUAUCGUGGUCUCACGCGCCAUCGCUUGGAGCAGGAGCGGGAUCGUCGGAUGCGCCAUGAUCUGGAGCUGUCGCUGUCACGACUACCCACGUACGAAGACGAGGAUGAAGAUGAGGACGACAAAAAGGCUCUAGGAAAGAAACAAACGACAUAUACGGAGAUUGAAGACCUUGAUGAAGAGGAUACCGAACUGGAAGACUUCAAUUCUCUAGACGUCGGUGAGCGCCUGCGUCAGCUGCUCGAGUACCUGCGCUCCCAGCAUCUCUACUGCUUCUGGUGCAAGACUGCCUACCCGGACUCUGAGAUGGACGGCUGUCCAGGACUGACAGAGGAGGACCACGACUGA